Molecule: messenger RNA, 933 nt
Organism: Plasmopara halstedii
Lineage: Eukaryota; Oomycota; Peronosporomycetes; Peronosporales; Peronosporaceae
Product: h aca ribonucleoprotein complex subunit 1
Exons: 1
Coding region: 1-933 (310 amino acids)
Molecular function (GO): RNA binding
Source: RefSeq, a predicted model, not a curated record
AUGACAACGAUAGACGGGAAACUAAACGCAAAGCAGCGCCGCAAGCUAUUGCGAGAGCAGCAACGACUUUUGAAGGAUUUUGAUUAUGCGAACAAUGACAGUUCUUCCACGCAAAAACAAGAUCAAGAACGAGUGGAUUGCGUCAAGCAGGAUCCAAACAUUCCCGUAGAGCACGAGAGAAAUGAUGACGGAUUAGCUGAUGCAGCGAAUAUGAUCGACAAGAUUGACACCGAUACAGGCUCUUGUGCUGACGUGGGCUCGAAUGCUCAGCAACUCCAAGUUCAUAAACACAAAGCUAAGCGCAAAGCUAAUGGAGUGGACAGCAGCAAGACUGCAAAGAAGCAGAGGAAUGGACGUGAAGCUACGGCGAAAUCCAUUGACAAUCACAAAAGUAUCCAUUUAACACUAUUUGUGGGUCAAUUGCCUUUCAAAGCCACUGAAGAGAUGAUUCGAAAGCAUUUUGCUGAGUCAGGCGAGAUUCAAGUGCGCAUGUUGACAGACAAGAAGACAAAAAAGUUCAAGGGAAUGGCUUUUAUUGAAGUUAAAGACAGUAAAGCUUUGGGAGCUGCACUCUCACGUCACCACACGCUGCUACUAGGACGUCGAAUUAAUGUUGAGAUGACGGCUAGCGGCGGUGGCACCAAGUCAGAGAAUCGUCGCAACAAGAUUGAUUUGUUACGAAAAAAGCAGAGCAAUGUACAAGUAGAGAAGACAAAGGCUCUGAUUCAAAAACACAUCGAUGGUCAGGAGUUUAAACUUCAGCAAGAUGACGUGGAUGAUCGUAUGAUUGAUUUCUUGUCAUGGUUUGAUUACGAGACGGCAAAAAAAGCACUUGACGAGUACAAUCGCUGUGUGAGUGACAGAGUGAAGAACCGCAAGGCGUUUUUUAUGGGUAUCUUAAAGCGAUUUAGACAAACGGAUGGUGUCGAAUAG